UCCACCCCCGCCCCCGCCCCCGCUCCCGCCUCUGCGGCUGCGCGCUCGCGGGGCCGAGGCCGAGGGGAGGGGGUCGCGCCGGGGGCCGACUGAACUGCUGUGGCGGCAGCGAGAAACGGAGCGAGCCCGGCGGCCGCGGGCAGGCCCGGAGGCAACGGAGGAAACCGUCAUGUCGCGCUACACGAGGCCCCCCAACACCUCCCUGUUCGUCAGGAACGUCGCGGACGCUACCAGAAAAUCUAAAGCAGUCCACAGUAGCUGGCAAGCGCCCCCCAGUUUGAACCAACCUGUUAGCUAGAAUCCAAGCAUAAACCGAGCAGGCGAGAAAAAAGGCACCUAAAGUCCAAGCAUCAAGGAGUAAAGAGGGAGGGUGGACACAGAUAUAAAGACCUGGAAGAGGGGAAGUCUUUAUCAAGCAAAAGACAAAGCCAACACCAGGUUGAGACUUCGGCUUUCCUACAUUUAUUCAGAGUUCCAGAGUCAAAGCCAAGUCUGAUUUUGUUGGUUCUUCGUCUCUUAUAAAGUCCAUCUUGCAAGCCUUAAAGAGUAAAGGUCAAGGUUCAAGAUCAAGUGACAUUGAGUAUCCUUAACAGCUAGUCAUAUUUGAAGAUGUUCGCGAUGCUGAAGAUGCUCUUUAUAACCUCAAUAGAAAAUGGGUAUGUGGCCGUCAGAUUGAAAUACAGUUUGCACAAGGUGAUCGAAAAACACCAGGCCAGAUGAAAUCAAAAGAACGUCACCCUUGUUCUCCAAGUGAUCAUAGGAGAUCAAGAAGCCCCAGCCAAAGGAGAACUCGAAGUAGAAGUUCUUCAUGGGGAAGAAAUAGGAGACGGUCUGAUAGCCUUAAAGAGUCUCGACACAGGCGAUUUUCUUAUAGCCAAUCUAAAUCUCGUUCCAAAUCACUACCAAGGCGGUCUACCUCAGCAAGGCAGUCAAGAACUCCAAGAAGGAAUUCUGGUUCUAGAGGACGGUCAAGGUCCAAGUCCUUACCAAAAAGGUCCAAGUCAAUUGGAAAAUCACAAUCAAGUUCACCUCAAAAGCAGACUAGCUCAGGAACAAAAUCAAGAUCACAUGGAAGACAUUCUGACUCCAUAGCAAGAUCCCCUUGUAAAUCUCCCAAGGGGUAUACCAAUUCUGAAGUUAAAGCACAAACAGCAAAACACUCUCAUUUUCGAUCACAUUCCAGAUCUCGGAGUUAUCGUCAUAAAAACAGCUGGUGAACAGCCGCAGAAGAGCGCUACGUAGUCUUGAAUGUGUUAUUAAACCUCUCAUUAUGUUAAAUAAAAAUUCUUCAAGGCUUAUAGAAAAUGUGAGUUACUUUGGGCAUGUGCAACAAAUAAAAUCUCUAGUUCUGGGGUAAUAAAGACUUGGUCUCAAUUGAAAGGGCCCAUACCACAAA
Lontra canadensis (Northern American river otter) is the source of this 1396-nucleotide messenger RNA. RefSeq names its product serine and arginine rich splicing factor 12 (gene SRSF12). Gene Ontology annotation, molecular function: RNA binding. The record is from RefSeq and is a predicted model, not a curated record. NCBI's taxonomy places the organism in Eukaryota, Metazoa, Chordata, Mammalia, Carnivora, Mustelidae. The transcript has 5 exons. The coding region runs from base 717 to 1217 and encodes 166 amino acids.